AUCCCGAGGCACUUCCUGUCCGGUCAUUGUUCUCGCGCCGGUAGGAGUCGGUUACAGUCGGGCAGUCUCCUGCCCCAGAGCUGGUGUGUCCUGACCAGGCUUUCCUGCGGUGCACGUAGAUAAUACUCAUUUUGACCCUGGGAAGAAACUCAAGAAGAAGCUUUUAAAACUGAAAGAUUUAGAUGGGUCUUGACCUUUGCUGGGCAGCCUCCAGCCAUAGGAGUUCCUCUGCUGAGCCCAGAAGAUGACUGCAGAAUUGAAAGAAGCCAUGGCCCUAGCCCCUUGGGACCCAGUGAAGGUGAAAAAGGAGGAGGAAGAAGAGGAAGAUUUCCUAGGUCAGACAUCCAGCCAAGAAGUGCAUGCUGAGAACAUCACAGUCUGCACCCCAGGAGAGGGUCUUCAGACAGGCCUUGAUGUAUCAGAAGAGGAGGAAAAGGGUCAGAACAUGUUCUGGGACAUGGCUGUAGUCCUGAAAGCAACGCAGGAGGCACCUGCUGCUUCACCCCUUGGCAGCUACUCAUUACCAGGGACUCUGGCCAAGAGCGAGAUACUGGACACUCAGGGGAACAUGAACUUUCUAGGUGUUGAAACGAAGAACUUACAGUUACUGGUUCCAAAAACUGAGAUAAGUGAUGAAGCCGAAAAACCCUUCAUAAUAUCAGGAAGAAUCCAGAAAACUGACCUUCAAGGACCUAAGUUAGGAGAAGCCUGUGAAAAAGGAAAUAUGUUAAAGAGGCAGAAAAUAAAGAGGGAAAAGAAAGAUUUCAGACAAGUAACAGUGAAUGACUAUCACUUACCUGAAAACUUCAAAGAAGAGGAAGAUCAGAAAUGUAAGAAAUCUGGGGAAAAAUGUAGCCUUAAUUCUGGCACUGUUAAAAAUCAGAAAAUACAGCCUGGGCAAAAGCCCUUUAUGUGUAGUGUGUGUGGGAAGGGCUUUAGUCAGAGUGCAAAUCUUGUUGUGCAUCAGCGAAUCCACACUGGGGAGAAACCCUUUGAAUGUCAUGAGUGUGGGAAGGCCUUCAUUCAGAGUGCAAACCUUGUUGUACAUCAGAGAAUCCACACUGGACAGAAACCUUAUGUUUGUUCAAAAUGUGGGAAAGCCUUCACUCAGAGUUCAAAUCUGACGGUACAUCAAAAAAUCCACUCCUUAGAAAAAACCUUUAAGUGCAGUGAAUGUGAGAAAGCCUUUAGUUAUAGCUCACAACUUGCUCGGCACCAGAAAGUCCACAUUACAGAAAAAUGCUAUGAAUGUAACGAAUGUGGGAAAACAUUUACCCGGAGCUCAAACCUCAUUGUCCACCAGAGGAUCCACACUGGGGAGAAGCCUUUUGCCUGCAAUGAUUGUGGCAAGGCCUUUACCCAGAGUGCAAAUCUUAUUGUACAUCAGCGAAGCCAUACUGGUGAGAAGCCAUAUGAGUGUAAAGAGUGUGGGAAAGCCUUUAGUUGUUUUUCACACCUUAUUGUGCACCAGCGAAUUCAUACUGCAGAGAAACCUUAUGACUGCAGUGAAUGUGGGAAAGCCUUCAGUCAGCUCUCUUGCCUUAUCGUCCACCAGAGAAUUCACAGUGGAGAUCUUCCAUAUGUGUGUAAUGAGUGUGGGAAGGCCUUCACAUGUAGCUCAUACCUACUUAUUCAUCAGAGAAUACAUAAUGGGGAAAAACCUUACACAUGUAAUGAGUGUGGCAAGGCUUUCAGGCAGAGGUCCAGCCUCACAGUGCACCAGAGAACCCACACGGGGGAGAAGCCCUAUGAGUGUGAGAAGUGUGGUGCAGCUUUCAUUUCUAAUUCACACCUCAUGCGACACCACAGAACCCAUCUUGUUGAAUAAUAAGUAAAGGAAAAGGAAGACCUCCAGCAUUGGUCAUGAUUUACUGCUCCCCAAAUUAGAUGCCUCUUUGCUGUUUUCUUCCUCCUUUGUGAAAACAAGGCCUGUGUCAUUAAAAGUUAAAGAGUUUUGGGCAAUGCAGCACAAAACAUAAGCAUUUCAAAGGCUAAUUUAAAGAAAAUGAAAACUGAGCACCUAAAGGCAAGGACUUUAACUGCGUUCUGAGCUGUUUUGUUUUCUGAAAUGGAAAGUGGCUUUCUUAGGAAUGGGUCAUAUGAAGCUAAGUGAUAAAGAUCCUAUUUGAGGAAAGGUCUAUUUUGCUUACUUUUGUUUUUUAAAACUCUGGUAAUGCUUGAGCAACAGGUAGAGGUUAUCUACCUGUUAGAGUUGUGGAGCUUUGAACACUGUAUUCUAGUCUUUUCAGUGACCAGUUAAGAUGAAACCAUUUGGGGUAGCAAUACUACAACAGCUCACCUAUGAACAUUAAUAAGUUUCCUCUUCCCUAGGUAAUUUUUAAAAAGCUAAUCGAAACAGAAAAAGAAAAACCUAUUAACUGUCUACUGGUCCUAAAAUGGACAGAAAUAGGAAAUGGUUAUAUUUUCCUUAUUGUCUAUACCUCCCAAACAUUAAUAUUAUAAAGCUUUAGGGACCUCUGAUAAGUCCGUUCUGACCAUUUCUCAGCCUGCAUGGCCAAGCACUCAAGGAUGGAUGGAGUCACCACACACAAGCUAUGUUCAUUUCCUAAGAUCAACAACUCAACCCCCCAAUUCCCAUCACAUUCCAUUUGGGUGUGAUGCAACCAACAGCCCCCUUCCUGGAUAGAGGAGUCAAAGAAUAAAGCUUGCCUAGAGGCAUGCCC
This is a messenger RNA of Otolemur garnettii (small-eared galago), 2684 nucleotides long. It is a transcript of the gene ZNF35, whose product is annotated as zinc finger protein 35. The transcript is spliced from 4 exons. The record is from RefSeq and is a predicted model, not a curated record. Bases 245 to 1828 code for a protein of 527 amino acids. Lineage: Eukaryota; Metazoa; Chordata; Mammalia; Primates; Galagidae.